AUGCAGCAAGCUGGAGUUCCCGCUUGGAAGAGAAUUGGACUAAAACUGAAAUAUGCAAAAGAAUCUCCGGAGCUCACAGCGACAUCCAACAGCAAUCAAGAUGACAUCCUCGCUAGACCAGGAGAGCUCCAAUCUUCUUCAGCAGAACCGCCAAAGAAGAAACGAAGAGUUGGUCCUGAAACAAAUGGCCAUCCCACAGAUACCGUGGGCAAUACCAAUACCUCUCGGACAGAUCAGGCAAUAGAGGAAGCACGUCGGCCCAAGAAACCGAAGAAACGAGUGUCUUUCUCUGCCGACACGAAGCCCAUUUCCUCGUCGCCAGCAGCUUCGUCGCCAGAGGAAGACUCUAAGCUUAAUGAACACCUAGCCAAUAAAAAGAAGCCAAAAUCGAAGUCGAAACAGAUGCUUCAACACGUUCCGGCACAGAGAUUAAAUGCUUCACUUGACUACCUCAACCAAUACCACACAAAUCGCACGAUUUGGAAGUUCAACAAGAACCGAGAGACCUGGAUCCUGAAGCAUGCGUUCACCGAGGACGACAUCCCGAGAGAGUACGAUAUCGCAUUGGCGAAGUAUAUCCACGGGCUACAGGGCUCUGGUGCCCGUGACAGGCUGCGAGCACAGUGUCUGGAUAUUUUACGAAAGGAGGAAGAGGCUCGACGUGAAGUCAAUGCCUCACAUGAGGACAGAGGCCAACUCCAUGAUGAAGAGUUCUCCCAGCGAUUUCGUAAGGACCUUGAGUUCAGCUCUGGGCCUGGGGGCGGCGAAGGCGGCGAAGAAUACGUAGCCUGGAUUCGGCAGAAGUCGCGAGCUCAAUUGUUACUCUGGAGCUUGGGAUUUGACGAUCGAUCAGUCGUAACAAAUGGCAUACAACCCUCCGACCCCAAGGGCGGACUGGGGGACGGGUACACCAAUGGUGAUGGCAAGCAGACACACAGGGAGAAGAAAAGGAAAAACAGGACUGCGGUUGUCGACUACGACAGCUCCAGUUCCAGCUCCAGUGACAGCGACACAGACAGUGAAGACAGUGAUGGAGAGGUCAGGCAGCAGCGCCAGGCCGAAGAGGAGACUUCCAGUAGUGGCAGUAGCGACGAUGAUACAGACAGCGAUAGCACCGACGUUGACAGCGCAGACUGA
Messenger RNA from Capronia epimyces CBS 606.96, 1137 nucleotides. RefSeq lists its product as uncharacterized. The transcript has a single exon. The record is from RefSeq and is a predicted model, not a curated record. NCBI's taxonomy places the organism in Eukaryota, Fungi, Ascomycota, Eurotiomycetes, Chaetothyriales, Herpotrichiellaceae. The coding region runs from base 1 to 1137 and encodes 378 amino acids.